GCAGCACCUACAGCCGUCGACAACUGACACCCGUAAUCCCCCUCUCCUUUCCCCUUUGCCCUGCUUGGUGGCAGACAGGACUCGGCCUUGGCGCCCCGCCCCAAGGACAUGCGCGCACAAUCUAUUCCGGCGCUACCACAUGCUUGGUCUACCGGCGGCGCACAGGAAUGGUUUACUGGUUGGGCCGGCGCUGUCCAAGCACCCCCCUUCGUCGCCCGAACGUGCGAUGGCAGCCGCAUUCGCAACCGGCAGUACUCGUCGUCGCUCGCGGCCGGGGUAUCCGUCUGCACUUGGUCUGUUUCGUCGACCCGAUCCACAUCCAGUCGAUACUCGAUCGGGAUACUCGAUCGGGAUACUCGAUCGGGAUACUCGAUCGGGAUACUCGAUCGGGAUACUCGAUCGGCGCUCGAUCCACAUCCGAUAUGCACCCGAUGGCCGCCACCACGCACAGCGGCUCCAGUCCAGCGAUCGCAAGCUCCAUGCCGGCGAUCCAUGCCCCUUGUCCCGGCCAAACGAGCUGGUGCAACCGCCGCCACCAGCAGCAAAACCACCAGCAGCCCCCCCCGUACCGCCCCAAUGGAACAACCAGCACCGAUGGCAAGGCCAACAUCGACAGUAUCGACGGCAACAGCAACAGCAUGCCCUUUGCCCGGUCGCCGUUGCCUGUCCCCCGUUCGGCCCGACAGGCACGGCGGCUGCAUUAGCGCGGACGCAACAAGCAUUCAUCUCGCAAACAAGCACCCACAUCUGUGGCAUUCAGCACAAUCCCACAGCUGCCAUAUCGCAUCCGCAACAGUCCCACCGGCGCCCCUGGCCAAGCCGUCCGCCACCUUGCGUUUCCACCGAUGGCAGCCACAAGACCCAAUCGCCCGCACGACCGCGAGCGCACCAAUCGCCCAGACAGCCCUCCUGCCCCUUGCUGAGCCAAUUGCUUUUGGGCGACACCCGCGGCGCUCCGGGCAGCCAGACUGCUGUGCGGCGUUCCAGUCGAUGAUUGUCCACGCCGUGCUUGGCAUAGCCCCCCCAUGUGCGAGGGGGUCACUCGUACACAGACCUCCGAGUCGCUCCUGGGGGGGAUCCGCUUGCCACUCCCCCUAUCCGACAGCGGUCUUUCCAUUCCACCGACCCCAUGGCCGCUCUCUUUCCCAUCGCCCUGCCCUGUCUCGCGGCUGCGGUUUACGGGAUGUCGCUUGACACAAAAAAGGAGGCAUCCAUCCUAUUUCCCCCUCCUUCCUCCUUCGCCCCUCUUCUGACCACCAUCGCCACAGAGCUGCUUCUCGUCUGCUUUCAUAAAAAAAGGCUCCCUUGGCUCUCUUCUCCCGUCCUCCUUCGCACCCCGACUGUCUUCUCACGCUCGCCCGAGCCUUGAUUCUACGCGAACACGAUUCCGGCUGUUUUGCCCUUUGAGCCUGCUUUUGUUUUGGUUUCUCCUGCUCCUGCCGCCACCUCGCCGCCCUGACGGUAUCCGAUCCUUCCCUUCACAGCACACGUCGUCUGGAUCCUCCUGAGCUCCCCAACGCCAACCCUGUCU
Messenger RNA from Polychytrium aggregatum, 1531 nucleotides. RefSeq lists its product as uncharacterized. The record is from RefSeq and is a predicted model, not a curated record. Lineage: Eukaryota; Fungi; Chytridiomycota; Chytridiomycetes; Polychytriales. The transcript is spliced from 2 exons. Bases 109 to 1194 code for a protein of 361 amino acids.